AUGACUUUCUCUAUCCUCCAAAUUUUCCUUCUCUUCUUCUUCAAAACCAGCAUCGUAAUCUCAAUAUUAAUCGUACCAAGAUAUGUUCAUGGCUAUAAUGAAGGAUAUUCCAAAUGUUCUUCCACAUUCAACUGUGGAAAUUUCACAGGGAUUGGCUACCCUUUCUGGGGUAACAACAAACCUGGAUAUUGUGGGCAUCCAGGCUUCAAGCUAGAUUGCCAGGGAGAAAAAAUCACAAUAGAAAUCAUGUCUUUGAAGUAUCAAAUCCUUGAUAUCAACCUCGAAUCUCAACUCCUACACAUCGCAAGAACGGAUUUUUUGCAGAACAACAUUUGUCCUUCAAGCUUUGUUAAUAGUUCCUUAAAUGCCAGUCUCUUCAGUUACACAAUCAACGAUGGUUAUGCCACCUUGUUAUACGAUUGCGAUCCAACGGCCAAAGCUCAUGAAGAACCCAAUGAGUUUUCUUGUCCAAUAAACAACCACCCUCGCGGUGCUUACUUUAUUAUGCCGACAAAUUUUUCAAGUAAUUAUAAACCUGCAAGGGGAUGCAAUAUCAGUCUCUUGAUGCCGGUGUUGGCGAUUUCUGUUCAAAGAUAUAUGAAUCUUUCUUUAACCGUUGAUGAAGUUAUAAAGGAAGGUUUCGAAGUUAGGUGGAUUAUGGAACAAGUGCAAUGCAAGAAUUGUAUUAAUUCAGGUGGGAAAUGUGGAUAUAACUUGAGUCAGAAGGAAUUUAGCUGUUUUUGCCGCGAUGAUGAAGCUUACGCAUGGACCUGUCCAAGUCCCCAACCGCCACCCUUUAGCCAGCAGCAUUUUCCUGCAACUCCUCCUGCGGAUGAUAAUGGACAAGGCAUUGGUUACUUGGCUUACAUAUUCUUGGGGUUUGGGAAAAUAGCCACUUGA
This is a messenger RNA of Pistacia vera, 900 nucleotides long. Its product is annotated as LEAF RUST 10 DISEASE-RESISTANCE LOCUS RECEPTOR-LIKE PROTEIN KINASE-like 2.7. NCBI's taxonomy places the organism in Eukaryota, Viridiplantae, Streptophyta, Magnoliopsida, Sapindales, Anacardiaceae. Bases 1 to 900 code for a protein of 299 amino acids. The transcript has 2 exons. Gene Ontology annotation, molecular function: polysaccharide binding. The record is from RefSeq and is a predicted model, not a curated record.